Molecule: messenger RNA, 414 nt
Organism: Plenodomus lingam JN3
Lineage: Eukaryota; Fungi; Ascomycota; Dothideomycetes; Pleosporales; Leptosphaeriaceae
Molecular function (GO): RNA nuclease activity; RNA binding
Source: RefSeq, a predicted model, not a curated record
AUGCACUUCCCCACCCCCCUCCUCCUCCUCCUCACCACCCCCUUCACCCUCGCCGCCGCCCUCCCCACCUCCUCCUCCGCCCUCGAAACCCGCCAGUCCUGCGCCAUCCGCUGCGGUUCCACAUGCUACACCGCCGCCCAAGCCAGCGCCGCCCGCACCGCAGGACACAAUCACUAUCUUCAGGAUACCCAGGCCGGGUCGUCGAAUUACCCGCAUACGUAUAAUAAUCGCGAGGGGUUUGAUUUUUUGGUUGCAGGUCCGUAUCAGGAGUUUCCGCUUAGGACGAGUGGUGUGUAUACUGGUGGCUCCCCAGGCGCCGACCGCGUCGUCUUCAACACCCAGGGUGAACGGGCGGGCGAGAUUACGCACACUGGGGCCCAGGGAAGCAAUUUUGUUGCGUGUACGGGGUGGUAG